Molecule: messenger RNA, 1293 nt
Organism: Eimeria maxima
Lineage: Eukaryota; Apicomplexa; Conoidasida; Eucoccidiorida; Eimeriidae
Exons: 1
Coding region: 1-1293 (430 amino acids)
Source: RefSeq, a predicted model, not a curated record
AUGAUUAAGAUCAAUAAAUUUAUUCCUCUUCUUCCUUAUGUUGGUAAAUUUGUACUACAACAAUAUGAUGAUUAUAAUGUUCAUCAGCAGCAACAGCAGCAGCAGCAGCAGCAAGGGAUGCAGAUGCAGCAGCAGCAAGGGAUGCAGAUGCAGCAGCAACAGCAAGGGAUGCAGAUGCAGCAGCAACAACAAGGGAUGCAGAUGCAACAACAAGGGAUACAACAAUAUGUAGGGAGAGGAGGAGAUAAAAAAUAUUGGAGGAAAAGAGGAUUUAUAGGUAAUGUUGGUAAUCCUCUUCCUCCUCUUCCUCCUCUUGCUGCUGCUGCUCCUCCUCCUGUUGCUGCUGCUGCUCCUCCUGUAGGAGGAGGACUAUAUAAUAAUACAGCAGAUAGAGGGAUACGUAUAGGAGCUAAAUGGCAAUCAUUAGUACUUACUUUCUUCCAACUGCAGCAGCAACAGCAGCAGCAACAGCAGCAGCAACAGCAGCAACAGCAGCAACAGCAGCAACAGCAGCAUGGGCAGCAAAUGCAGCAAAUGCAGCAAAGAGGUAAUUGGAGAUCUAGAUAUCCUACACAAAAAGGUAGACAUAAUAUAGUGCAGCAAGUGCAGCAACUGCAGCAAGUGCAGCAACUGCAGCAAAUGCAGCAAAUGCAGCAAGUGCAGCAUUAUCAAAGACAGCAGCAUCCUCAUCAUCUUGUACAGCAGCAGCAGCAGCAGAUGCAGCACAUGCAACAAGUGCAACAAUUGCAGCAUAUGCAGCAGAUGCAGCAACUGCAGCAAAUGCAGCAAAUGCAGCAACUGCAGCAAAUGCAGAGAAGGAGACACCAUCAUAAGAGAUAUACUAGUAGAUCCAUAAGAAGAAGAGACACAAGAAGAGGGGGACAUCAGCAACAGCAGCAACAGCAGCAGCAACAGCAACAGCAACAGCAGCACCAGCAGCAGCAGCAAAGGCAGCAACAUAGCAGUAGCCGCUGGCCUGUUGUUGCACCACCAGCAACUGCAACACAAGCAGCAACAGCAGCAACAGCAGCAACAGAACAGCAGCAUCAAGAAGUAGCAGCACCACCAGUUGGUGAUACUGCAACAGCAGCAGCAGCAGUAGCUGCUGCUGCAGCAGCAGCACCUACUGCUGCAGCUGCUGCUACACAAGACGUGCCCUUAGCCAAUGAAGCAGCAGCGCCACCUGAGGAGGCAGCAGCAGAACCAGCAGUAGCAGAAACUGCAGCAACUGCAGCAGCAGCAGCAACUGCAGCAGCAGGUGCAGCAGCAGCAGCAGGUGAUGCAACAGCAUAG